This is a messenger RNA of Erpetoichthys calabaricus (reedfish), 1864 nucleotides long. RefSeq names its product tubulointerstitial nephritis antigen-like. The record is from RefSeq and is a predicted model, not a curated record. Gene Ontology annotation, cellular component: lysosome. Bases 59 to 1747 code for a protein of 562 amino acids. The transcript has 12 exons. Gene Ontology annotation, molecular function: cysteine-type peptidase activity. NCBI's taxonomy places the organism in Eukaryota, Metazoa, Chordata, Cladistia, Polypteriformes, Polypteridae. Gene Ontology annotation, biological process: proteolysis.
GCCACUAAAUGCUAAAUCUUUCCGGCAGCGUCCUGCCAUUGUUUGAUUAAGUCAUAUAAUGUCGCCUACACAUUUAUUGCUCCUAUUGGCUCUGGCAAUCUCCCUCACUUUCAAGACUCAAGCUGUCUUCUCUGGGAACGAGACUCUGACCACCCACACCUCCGAGGGUGAGGCUGCCAACGCGCCCAGGAGGCUUCGGCGUUCAUCCCCUGUAGGAGGUUACUGCCUGGCGCGGGGCUGCUGUCUGGGAAGAGACGAUAAAUGCUUUGUCGACUUCCCACAAGAAAACGGCGGCGUGUGCUACUGUGACACCCACUGCCUUCACGACUGCUGCCCCGACUUCUUGGCGGCAUGUCAUCCGGGAGAAGCAGCAACAGAGAGCCCCCCGAUAGAGACGCCCGCUGGCCAGCGGGACGAAGAGACAAAAGGAACGUACUGCGAAAAAUUUGGCUGGUGCGCCGGAAGAGACGACAAGUGCACGGCCCCCCUUCCCGAGAGGAACGCCACCUGUUACUGCGACUCCUUCUGUGGCACUCACUCGUGGGAGGGCAGUGACUGCUGUCCGGAUUACUGGAGCUUCUGCCGUUCCGGUGCCGUCCCCACCAGACCACCAACAACAAAAUGGCUGCCGGCACCAGCAACAACCAGGAAAGUCACCGGUUGUUCUAAAAACGGGAACGAGUAUGAAAACGGAGCAACCAUUAAAGACAACUGCAACUUCUGCACAUGCAGACAGAGCCAGUGGGAGUGCAGCGAGUUUGUGUGCCUCAUCCGACAGGAGCUGAUAGACUCAAUAAAUGGACAUCAAGUUGGUUGGAUGGCGGGAAACUACAGUCACUUCUGGGGGAUGACCCUCGAAGAAGGCAUUAAGCACCGCUUGGGAACUGAUGAACCAUCGCCGUCCAUCUUAGAAAUGACUGAAAUGAAAGUAAAGGCCGAUUUAAGCAACGGUCUUCCAGACUUCUUCACAGCUUCCUAUAAAUGGUCAAACUGGAUCCACGGGCCGUUAGAUCAAGGAAACUGUGCGGCUUCUUGGGCUUUUUCCACAGCAAGUGUGGCAGCUGACCGAAUUGCGAUUCACUCCCAGGGACGGAGGACGGCCAACCUUUCCCCACAGAAUCUCAUAUCGUGCAACACUAAAAACCAGAAUGGCUGCCACGGAGGGAAUGUCGCAAACGCAUGGUGGUAUCUGAGGAAAAACGGACUCGUGUCCACUGAAUGUUAUCCUUUCAUGAAUGGCCACUCGUAUGAGAGCAGCUGCAUGAUGCGUAGUGAGAAGUCCAACGAACGUGGAAAGAGGCACGCGGUGACCCCCUGCCCCAGCAGCGCGCUCCACUCCAACGAGAUCCACCUGUGCACGCCGGCGUACAGGAUCUCCUCAAAUGAAACAGAAAUAAUGAAGGAAAUCAUGGAGAAUGGGCCUGUGCAAGCCAUAAUGCGAGUCCAUGAAGACUUUUUUCUGUACAAAGGGGGAGUCUACCAUCACACCAGUGCGGCAGCAAAGGAGAAUCGACGCCAGGGGACUCAUGCAGUGAAGUUAGUGGGGUGGGGGCGCAAGAAACAAAAUGGAGGAGGCAUAAUGAAGUUUUGGAUUGCUGCCAAUUCCUGGGGGACAUGGUGGGGAGAGGACGGUUAUUUCCGCAUUCUUCGAGGAGUUAAUGAGUGUGAUAUCGAGAAGUUAAUUAUUGGAGCCUGGGGUUAUGUGGACAUGUUGGAUUAUCCACCACACGAAGAGUACGACACCUGAUCCUCGGGCGAGACCACCAAGCUCUGACCUGGGAGGGCUGCCAUGGCUGCAGGCUUACACUCCAAGUCAGUUCUGCUGUGUAGGCAGAUGUUCCUGGAAUCAUUCCUUUUCUUCUUC